Molecule: messenger RNA, 1109 nt
Organism: Brassica rapa (field mustard)
Lineage: Eukaryota; Viridiplantae; Streptophyta; Magnoliopsida; Brassicales; Brassicaceae
Product: RNA-binding protein cabeza
Cellular component (GO): cytoplasm
Molecular function (GO): mRNA binding
Source: RefSeq, a predicted model, not a curated record
UAUCAGCCGAAAUUUCUCAUUUAAUUAAUUUAUAUAUUCUCUUUUUUUUCUUGUUUCUCUUCUUUUGCUAAAGUUUACAAUUGAGGUGAGGAAAACGAAAAAGUUAUUAUUAUUUAGUUAAAAAAAAAAAUUCUUAAACGAGACACCAGUUGUUCUUCUGUGUUCUAUUUAAGAACAUCCACUUCACAUCCCCUCUCAAAGCCUCGUGUCUUGUUUUCUUUCAAUAAACACAUAAUAAGAUAGCUUCCAAGUUCAUCAAGAAAUAAACGUAAGCGCACGCAUACAAUAACCUAUCGAAGAUGAGCAGACCCGGAGACUGGAACUGUAGAUCAUGCACCCACCUCAACUUCCAGCGCCGUGAUUCUUGCCAGCGAUGCGGUGACUCCCGUUUGGGUGCAGGUGGAGUCGGUGGCUUAGAGUUUGGUGAUUUCGGCGGCAGAGGUAUGUCUGCUUUUGGAUUCACCACGGGCUCCGACGUUCGUCCAGGUGACUGGUACUGCACAGUUGGAAACUGCGGGACACAUAACUUUGCCAGCCGCUCCACCUGCUUCAAAUGCGGCACUUUCAAGGACGAAUCCCUCGGUGGGGGCGGCGGCGGUGGCGUAGGCGUAGGCGGUCCGGUCAUGUUUGACGCUGACGUUAUGCGGUCUAGAGUCUCCGGCAACGGUGGCCGCUCCAGCUGGAAAUCCGGUGAUUGGAUUUGCACCAGGCUUGGUUGCAAUGAGCAUAACUUUGCAAGCAGAAUGGAGUGCUUCAGAUGCAAUGCACCAAGGGACUUCAGCAUGAGAACCUCUUUCUAAGUUACACAAUAAUGCCUUUGAAGUAGCCUUGUUUCCAAUCUCUUGGGCACCGUUUCAAUCAAUGGAAAAGGAGAAAGAGGAGCAAGAUUGAAUUAAAGAUGAUAAUUUUGUUAGAUGUUAUGAGAGCCAAUAUUGUAACUUUAGCUGUCGUGCUUUUGCAUUUAUAAUAUUUCAUUUUCGUAAUUUUCCUUUUCAGUUUCUUUUAAGAGUUUUAUUAUUCUAAUCAUUGUACGCUGCAUGUCUUUCUUAAAAGAAGAUUCUCUUCUCAAUUUCAUCGCUUUAUACAUGAGUUGCUACUUUUUUUUUGUU